AUGACUGAAUUCUAUUUGAUGUUUUUCCAGGCUGCAUUGCCAACAUUCACAAAUUUCAAUAAGUUUUUACAAACAGAAGAGCCACUGAUUCAAUGCCUACAUGAAGAAAUGCAGAACUUUAUGAACAAGUUAGCGUCUAAAUUUGUCAAGCCAGAAAUCAUCCGAAAGCUAAAAGAUGACAAAUCAUGUUUCAGCAAACUUGAGACAGGUCUUGCGAAUCAAAAAGACGACCAGGAUUUAACUAUUGGUAACAUGACCAAGCCCAAACUUCGUAGAGCUCUAGAGGAAGGUGACAUUAGUGAAAGCGAUGUUGAUGUUUAUGAUGCUUUAUGAAGGGAGUUUUUUGAAACCGCGUACAGUUACUGUGUCAAAUGGUUACCUAUGGAUGACCCUUUAUACAAGGGAAGCAGGUUCAUUGAAUUCUCAAAUCGGGGAAGAAUUCCUUUUGAUGAAUUAACUGAACUGAUACUAUCAUUUCGGCGGCGUUUUGAGAACUAUGUCAAAGACCCACACCAACUUGACGCACUAGAGGAGGAGUAUCAACUAUACGAAUCGAUGUCCAAUAAUGAAAUUCGUAAAGAUGUGUGGGAUGAAUCAAUAGUCAAGGUGUCGGAUGAGCGCACAUAUCAUCGUAUGGACAUCAUUUGGAGUCAUCUCAAAACAAUGCUUCCUAAGCUUGCGAAUAUUGCCCUCUUUUUGCUAACUAUUCCUCACAGUAACGCUGGUGAGGAACGAAUCUUUAGUAUGAUUGGGAAGAACAAAACGAAAUUCAGGUCUAGCCUUGACAGUGACACUUCUUUGAAUUCGAUCAUGCUGAUUAAAAUGAACAAACCAGAAUCAAUUAAGCCUUGCUAUCGAUGGAAAUUUUCGAACGAUCUACUUAAGAAAUAUAAGGCUGCCUGUUAAGAAUAUAAUAAGCAGCAUUCCUCUUCAUAGCUUGUAUUAGAUAAGAACUUUCAUGACAUGUUUAAUGUUUCGGUUUAUUGUUUGUGUUAGAAUUACAAUAUUUUCAAUAUUAUUUUCCAAUUAUUUUUCGUUUUAUUGACGUUUUUAACAUUUGUUGUUGUUUAUUCAUCAUAAAAGAUAACCUUUCUUAUAAUUUCAAGCUAAUCUAAGUGACAUAAAAUUGCCAACAAAUUUUGUAGGAGUUAAAUCGGGGUUCGCAUGGGUUCGCACUGAUUGCAAAAUAACAUUUCCUACAAAAAUAUAAUUAUAAUCGUGCACAGUGGCGUUUCUAAGCCCGGAACUUUUUCAUCCUCUUCAUUUGACCCCCCUCCUCACUUUCUAAGAAAGUUCUUUGAUAUAACUGACCUAUUGAUUACGAAGAACUGUUUUUCCAAUAACAUAUUACAGACAGAGAAAUUAAAGAAUCCUGAGCCAUUUUGAGGCCACAGAAAUGACAAAAUGUCAGGAGCUUCCGAGGGCUUUGCCCCCUGGACCCGCUGGGGGGCUUAGACCGCUCCCCAGACCCCCAGCUCUAGUUUUUGGCCUUGCUCCGCUCGCGAUGUCUCCCGCUUUUCCUUCUCUACAGGUUGGAAGGUAUGGGAUUAUGUUCUGGUCCAAGGAAGUUUACAAAAUUAUUAAAACCUGCUUUAGGGUUCUUGAGAAGGCAAGGUUUCAUUGUCUCAGCAUAUAUUGAUGAUAUCAUAAUAAUUGAUGAAUCAUAUGAUGCUUGUAUUAAAGCUACUGUUGAAACAAUCAAAUUAUUGGAUUUCUUAGGUUUUGUUAUUCAUCCUAAAAAAUCUAAUUUUUUUCCUUCCAAGUGUGUUACCUAUCUAGGAUUUACUAUCAAUUUAGAAACAAUGAAUGUCACCCUCUCAUCAACCAAAGUAUUGAAAAUUAAAGAUAAAUGUUCCAAAUUGUGUAUGUCUCAUAACCUAGCAAUAAGAGAUGUUGCAUCAGUGAUAGGCUUAAUUGUGAGCACAUUCCCUGCUGUUAAAUUUGGGCCUUUACACUAUAGAUCAUUAGAAAAUGAUAAAAUUCAGGCACUAGCUAUUUCUAAGGGAAAUUUUGACCAUGCCAUGUCACUGUCUAAAACAGCCUAUGAUGACUUAAGGUGGUGGAUUGAUAAUGUUGAAAGCUCAUUUAAUGACAUGGCAAUCUCUAAUCCUGAAAUGGUUAUUGCUACUGAUGCCUCAUCUACUGGUUGGGGAGCUGUCUUAGGCAGUACAAGGACAAGAGGGGUUUGGAAUCUCCAUGAGCAACAACUCCAUAUUAAUGUGCUUGAGCUAAAGGCUAUUUUGUAUGGGCUAACUUCUUUGAUUGACCAAAGGAAUACACAUGUUAAAAUUUUGACUGAUAAUAUGAAUGCAGUACACAGCAUUAAAAAUAUGGGAUCUUGUCGUUCUUUGGCUUGUAAUGAAGAAGUGAAGCAAAUUUGGAAUCGGGCUAUCCAGAAUCAAAACUGCAUAUCUGUGUCCUUCAUCCCAGGAGUUCAGAGCUGAUGCUGAAUCUAGAAACUAUGAGCUUCGAACAGAAGGGCAGUUAAAUCCAUCUGUGUUGAAAUUUGUAAUCAAAAAAUUAAAUGUUACCUUAGACAUUGAUUUAUUUGCCUCUAGAAUCAAUUGCCAAUUUAAGCCUUUUGCAUCGUUUUGGCCAGAUCCAGAGGCUUCAGCAAUUGAUUCGUUUACAUUUAGCUGGUGAACCAUUAAAUUUUAUGCCUUUCUUCCAUCUGCAACUGUUCCUAAUGUUUUACAAAAUAUUUCUUCUGACAAUGCAACUGGUUUUCUAAUUGUUCCUAAUUGGCCAUAUAGUCCCUGGUAUUCUCUGUUCAAUGUUGAUUUCUGAACGAAUUGUUAUUCCUUCCAGCAAGCAUCUAAUGUUACUGCCAAACCGUCCACAAGCUAUGCACCCACUACACAAAUCUCUGCAACUGCUAGCUGGCAUGAUAUCUGGAACAAAAGAUUACCAAUAGGUAUAUCAUCUGAAGCCAAAUAUAUAAUUGAUUCAUCUUGGUCAUCUGGUACUUCAAAACAAUAUUCUACCUAUUUAGACAGAUGGUUUGUUUAUUGUCAAAGAGUGGACAUAUGUCCCACACAUUAUUCUAUUAAUCAUAGAAUUAACUUCCUAACAGAAUUGUUUAACAAACAUAAUUUGGGCUACUCUGCUAUGAACACUGCUCGUUCAGCUUUAUCCAAUAUUAUGACACCAGAUGCAAGUUCGUCAUUUGGUAACAAUCCACUUGUUAAGGUUGUUUUCCACUAAGCGGAAGACUGCGAGCGGUCCGCUUUGCACGCUCAUCGGACAUGCGCAUUGGUAAGCUUAGUCCAAAUCAAGCGGAGAUUUCGAGCACGCUGAAAAGUAGAAUCAAGUUCUACUUUUUGGGCGGACCGAGUGGAAAUUGUGUUAACAAUGGAUGGAAGCUUGGUUCCCCUAGAUCUGCAAUCUGUUAUUGCAACAAUGAUAAAAGCUCAAGCAUCGCAAGGAUCACCUGGGCCUUCGUCGUCAGAUGCAAUGUCAUCUCAACAAGCCACAUACUUGCAACAAGAAGCAAGGGCAGAUUUUGUAACAGUAGGUUCUUUGGUUUGUUUACAUUUUGUUGACUAGCCAAUCAGAGAGCUCUAUUUCUAUGGCGUCAUCUGAUGGUAAUGGCGGAUGGAGGGGUUUGCUAUGGAGAAAACCACACCCUCGUUUUUUCCUCGCAACGAAAAUAUACUUUGAGAAAAACUCGAGAUUUUUUGCACCCGUAUAGAACGAUAAAUUUUACAUGUAAUUUUAUUGGCACUAAGCUCUGCGUUUACUGCUCUUUGCGUGAUCGCUCGCUAUUGACAUCCCUUUUUGCACGCCCUCAAUGGCUCGAUGACCCUCCGACGACUUGGCCCUAAACCCAACAAAUCACGCUCCUCUACCAAAAACAACAGUGGACUUCAAUUGCACUGCUAGCAGAUGUAAGGAAUAUUUCAAAAAGGGUCUUACAGUGUUUUUUAAAUUAUUUUUCAACCUAAAAUAGCUAUUAAGGUGGAUAUGUAUAUGUAGCGCUAGCCCUUCGGGGGAGGGGUCUAGCCAUAAUUUCGGCGGGACGGAGAGUGAAAAGCAACUAAAAAACAGUAACUGAACAAACUUGCAAUCAACAUGGUUAUACGAAGAUGGCAGAUAAGACACAAUGUCCCACCGCUGUUCGAUGUUCAUUUAAAAUUCCCAUUGGUUGGACUAUACACUGCACUCCCCCACUCCAAUGUAUCCGGAAAGUUUUGAAUAUUGCCAGGAAUCUGUUUUUAAGUAUUUUUUAAAUAAAUUCAAAGACAAUUCUCUUAAUAACCUUUCCAUUAAUUUCCUCGAAUUUUUCCUGUGUUUCUUUGGCGUUGAACUAUUUAUUCGUCAAAAAUUCAUCUUAUUAUAGAUGUGUAAGCAAACUUUUUGAGGGUCUUUCCUCAAGAUGGUAGCAUCGGAAACAAGUGAGUUGACACAUUAGCAGUGUCUAGAAAUAAUGUUUUAUCACAAUGAUCGAAGAAAAGCUAUUAUUUAAUUGUUCGUAUAAUUGAAUGCAAAAAACUGCUGAUUUAGAAAAUUGCAAAAUAAUUUGAAAGCAA
Messenger RNA from Rhopilema esculentum, 4529 nucleotides. Lineage: Eukaryota; Metazoa; Cnidaria; Scyphozoa; Rhizostomeae; Rhizostomatidae. The record is from RefSeq and is a predicted model, not a curated record.